UGUAGUGGAAGUAAAGCGAUUAUGUUCUACUAUGCUGGAAAGAGUUUCUUAUUUAAAAUUUGGGAUGGGAUGUAAAAUAUUCGGGAAUCCUGCAUCGUGUUAUUGAACUCAGCAUCGGUUCAGUUGGUUAUCGUUCGGAGUAAUGCUAGUUUAUAAACAUGUGUUGUGUUUUGUUGGUUUUGUUAAAUCUGCUUCCCAUACGUCAUUUUAGAACGAUCUGUUUAGUUUAUACUGCAGUGUUCUAUUCUGUGCAUGUCGCGGUUACCCGUGUUAUCUGUGCAUUUCCCAUAGUUUACGAUGGGUUAUGAAGUUUUGUUGUGAUGUAUUCUACGGGCUUUACAAUGCUUCCACGAUGCUUAAUUACACUUUGCUAUGCUUUUAACUUGUGUGCAGGCUGUAAACAUUACUUAUCACAGUUGUGUAAUAUAUUGUACAGUUUCAUUUGUUUGUACUGCUGCAGAAUGUAUUACAGGGGCGGUGAAAUACAUUCCUUAACUGUAGGGCUUGAUGCAUUGCAGAUUUAUAUCAAUCCCUACUGUAUUAAUUAAUUACAUGAAUCGCAUUUCACUGUUCCCUGUGGUUUUAAACUAGUGAAAUGAGAACACAUACAUACUGUACAUUAACAUACAAAUCCAUAACAUACUGUACAAUUAAACAACAAUGUUUCAACAUUCACUGAGAUCCGGGGCCAGUGACUGCGCUCAACAGAUUUUACUUUUUUCAUUUUUUUUUCAUUGUUUGUUUUAGGAAAUCAAGCGGCAUUAUAACCUCAUUACACUGGUUAGUUUAUGCACACUUCUGUUUAGAUUCUAACAGUACAUAUUGCACGUUUUAGUUAUUUUUUCCCCUCAUAUUCCACCAGCUCCCUACUGCAGACAUUCACAGAUACACAUGUCUUUGCCCUGUGCUCCUGAAUUGCGUUGCUGUGUGUGUAAUAAGUGUCUGUCUCUAGGGGGAGUGACUCUGUUGUCCUGGUAUCCAUGGAGAACAUGUGACAAAUCCUAUCACUACCCCCUUUUUUAACGUGCAAGUCGUUUGUGUUUUAUGUUCAUAUAUAAGUUGCCUUCUUGCUGCUUUUCAGAGUUCCAUUUGCCCUCCUGAUCGCAGUACACAGUACAGGGUUAUCUGAUGUUGCAUUGCAAACAGUCAGGCUUGACCUGCAAGAUGGCGAUCUGGUUGAACAGUCUCACUUUGUUGAGCUUGCAGCACAUGGGUCAGUGUUGGAUGUCAUUAACAACACGCUGACUGUCUUCUCAUUAGCAUGGAUUGGUACAGCUCAGGCAGCCCUUUAGGGCCAUGCCUCUCUGGAGUUCGGAAUAGUAAAUCCAUAUGGGAGUCAGUGCAAAGUCGUCAUUCACGCCCUGCCUCCCUCCCACAACCACAGAUGAACUGGGACACACAGCUGAGCUCCAUCCUCUCCACCACUGACAGCAGUAUGGCUCGAAUCCGGGAGAGAUUGAAUGCGACAGGAAGCUUCUCGAAAGAUGAAUUGGGUGACUCGCUGCACAUGAAGAGCUUGCUGUAUCAGGAGCCCUCCCCCUCGUACCUGGAGCCCCUGCCCCCCAGGAUGGAGAGGGGGGAUCUCACAGGGGUGCACACGCAGCUGCAGUCCCAGUCACAGGCGAUCGAGUCCCUCACUCAGACGGUUCUGAAGUUGGAGAAGGACCGGGAGCUGCAGCAGCACCGCAUACAGACACUAGAGGAGGAGGUGCGCAGGUUGCGGACUCGCGGGGAGGAGGAGCAGCGCAGGAGCCCGGAGCGGCGGCUGGAGAGGAGAGUGGAGGAGUGGAAGAGGGAGGUGACCAGCGAGCUGUACAGCCUGAGAGCUCAGCUACAGAGAGAGGCAGAGAGAGCCGGCAGCCAGGGGCAGCAGGAGAUACAGGACAGCAAGAAGCUGCUGCGUGAGGAGUGCGAGAUGCUGAGGAGAGAGGUUGAGCACAUUAAACUGCAGCUGAGGAGGCAGGAGGAAGAGCUUUUGAACAAGAUUUCUGAAACCAGGGAGAUGAAACGAUCGCAGGAGAGGAACAGCAAGACCCUGGAAGGGCUGACAGAUGGGUAUCGGUCUCACUCCGUAGACCUGAAUAAAGUGCUCUCCAGUCACCACUACACUGAGCAGGAGUUCAAACACAUCAGAUCAACAGUCAUGGAUCUGAAGGGAGAAGUGAGAAGCCUGAAGCGGAGUGUCGGCAGACUGGAUCAGAGCAGCAUGCUGACAACGAGGACGGCGUCUCUCCCUCCCGCAGGACUCAGUAGCAGCCGUGUUCAAGGCAGCCACAGGACCCGGCGAGCGGCCGAGCCCCAUCCUGAGACGCUAGACCGGGACUCCGACCUGGAGCUCAGCCCCAGCCCCAGCCCCAGCCCCAGCCCCAGCCCCAGCCCCAGCCUGGGGGACAUCAGCUCUGACGACCUGUCCUCCCUCCCGGACCUGCACAGCCGAGCGCCCUGCACAGCAGAGUCCAAGUAUGCCACCGGACUAAGUUCUGAGCUGGAAGGAAGUGACAUCGGUGAAACGGGAAGUGACCUGGAAGAUGACGGUGAUGUCGCCAGCUUUGCUGCCCACCUGGACGAGUUAUCAGACAGCCCUUGUGAACUUAACCUCAGUGACCUUUAGCCUCCCAUUGACAUGACUUGAGUCUCAGAGGACAAUGUGGAGCGGCUUCACAACUCCAUGCAGCAGGACUGAUGUUCCAGCUUGAAGGAUCUGUUUAUUUUGACUGGGGGGUUAGGGUCUGUGUAGGUGCUUGUGAGGGAGGUGGUCCAGGCACCGCACCUCAUGACUGCUCACGUCCUGUCUCCGUGCUCACAGAGAGCUGGGGUGGUGCCUUAUUUUGGUGUAUUUUCACAGCAAAACAUAGGAUAGAGAUUAAAGGCAGCCUUCACACACACUGAGUCACUUCAGAAACAGUCCCUGGAAUAGAUAGUCCAUUGUGUCCCUUGUCAUGCGGCAUUUUAUUUGAGCUGCUGGCAUGUUCUGUUCUGUUUUUAGUUUUUUGCUUUUUUUUUCCUGUAAGGGGGGACCCAAUGAAAAACUAAAAUAAAAACAGAAGCACAGCCAUGUGGUGUUUGCCUGUUUAUUUUUUAUGCUUCACCCCCCUUCCUUUCCCCUCGAUUCUGCAGUUCUGAAACUCAAAAACACUCGAAACGCGACUCGCCCUCACUGCCGUACGAUAAUGAGUGCUCUGUUUUUGUUUUUUUUCUCAUGUUUUCAAUUGUGAUUGUAAAUGAAGUGAAUUGCAAUCUCAUGGUUUAAACAUAUGUUCAAUGGGCAGUAUUCAGGUAGUGUAGACAGCAUCCAGUGGUACAUCAUCCUAACUUAUACAGCUAGUUUUACAAACCCCAAUUAGCACUAAACUUCAACUUAGGUAGUCCAAUAUUAAGAUGAGUCUGUGAAACCAGUCAAUAAUUUUCUGGCACAUCUGCUAACAGUGUUCUCUGGUAAAUAAUGCUCGCAUUUUAAAUGGUAAGAGGUCAUUGUCUCUGUUAAACUCUGCACAGCUAUGCAAGUGCACCACUCUCUCUCGUGGUUUAUAUCAUUAGAAACUUUCCUUCUCAAAUUUGCAUCCAAGUCCUCGGGACACUCAACCCAGCCAUUGUCUCGGACUGCUGCUUCCUCCACGCCUUGGGUGCAGAUCUGCAUCUAAAACAACUUGGAUUCUCUUCAUGUCCUGCCCGAGCGUUCCCAAAAAAAUGAGUUUUUUGGCAUGGAGUUAAGAUCAUUGUCCUGGCAUGAGUUAGAUUUGUUUGCUGUUUCUUUUAUACAAUUGUAAUUAAAAUAACAAUGUUGCUUUAUGUUACUUGCCAGAAUGCACCAGAACAUUUAUAUUUAAAAAAAGUCAACAUCAGCUUAGUGGUGGAUGGGACAUCUGGGCCAAUGGCAUAUGUGCCAGUCUCUGCUAUAGGGGUCCAGAAAAGUGUCCAAUGCAAUAUACAAACAUAGCCUUUAUUUUGUCUCUGGCAAAAGCUAACUACAUUUAAUUGAGGUGAGGAGAAGUAUGAUCAAAUACUGUACAACAAGCAGAUUCAGAAAAACAUGUUUAAACCAGUAUCUUUGAAAUUGUGAAACAGGCAGUUCAACUUCGGUCAAAUCAUUCUUGGCAUUCAUACCAUCUACAAUGGAGGAAUCUGUUUUCUUACUCAGAAUGUGGUUGGUAAUGAAAAGUUACUUUGGACAGACAUUUGAUUUCUUUCUUGAUACCUGAAUAGCAGAGAAUGCCACGUGGCAGGUUUGUACAGAUGUAAAAUAGAACCGGAUUGUAUUGCAGUGUGAACCCAGUCUGCUUCUUGUCCUCAUGCACAGUACAGUAGCAUCUCUGAUGCAAUACUGUGCAUUUAAGGGCCCCCUGGAAAGCGAGCUGUGAGGGUUUUUACAUUUGAAUCUCAACACAUUCUUAUUCAAGGAAACAACAAACCAACAGUUGUCCAUUAACUGCAGGAGGUCUCUAUUAGGCCUGGCAGCAAAUCCAAUAAGCGAUACCUAAUCAGAUUCAGAUGGCUUUAAAUGAAUAAACAGCAGUGUAUACAGUUUCUGUGCUGCCAGUGAAUAUCGUCCCAUCUGUAGCACAGUGUGUGCCAUCUCCUCAUCACUGCUCACCACCAUGAUACAUACCGUAUAUUCAUGCAAAUAGACAGAUGGGCUCAUCCUUGGGGACACACUGUCUUCCAUCAACAUGCAGUUAAUCCUUUGCUCUCAUACAAUAUACAAGCCUAUGGGUCUGUCUGAGUACAUCCCCCCUACAGCUGAAGGGAAGUGUACACGCAAGACUAACGAUGCUUCUAAACCUGCUUUACUAUAAACUGCUAUAGUAAAUUGAGACAGUAACGUUGAUAAAGCAUUGCCAAGGUUUUAGUUUUUAUGUUUUUUCUUUCGUUAUUGCAUUCUCUUAUUAAUACUUGUCAAUGUUUUUAUUCAUGUGAUGCGCUUUGCUUAAAUUUUUAUUGUGAA
Acipenser ruthenus (sterlet) is the source of this 4942-nucleotide messenger RNA. RefSeq lists its product as uncharacterized. Bases 1262 to 2611 code for a protein of 449 amino acids. NCBI's taxonomy places the organism in Eukaryota, Metazoa, Chordata, Actinopteri, Acipenseriformes, Acipenseridae. The transcript is spliced from 12 exons. The record is from RefSeq and is a predicted model, not a curated record.